Messenger RNA from Lodderomyces theae, 1233 nucleotides. RefSeq lists its product as uncharacterized. NCBI's taxonomy places the organism in Eukaryota, Fungi, Ascomycota, Pichiomycetes, Serinales, Debaryomycetaceae. The transcript has a single exon. Gene Ontology annotation, biological process: cytoplasmic translational initiation. The record is from RefSeq and is a predicted model, not a curated record. Bases 1 to 1233 code for a protein of 410 amino acids. Gene Ontology annotation, cellular component: eukaryotic translation initiation factor 3 complex.
AUGGCAUCAGUAAUAGUUGUCGACAACGACUUGAAAGAUUCGAUCAAAGAGUACGCUCAAGUCCUUGAUGGUCUUAAUGGCAACACCGAGCUCGCGACAAAAGUUGAGUCUUUAUUACCCACCCAGCAAGAUCAAUCCAUUACCAACAAAAAGGAGUUAUACACUACACUCCAGCAAGCAUCUACUGUGGACACUUUGAAGAAGUUAACAGAUAAAGAGUUUGAGCCUACCAUUUACUUGUUGAUUCAUAUUCUUUCAGAAUUGGACUCUGUUGAUGCAGUGUUGAAUAAUGAAUCAUCACCUGUCUACAACCUAGUUUUGUCUGUUAACCCCCAGCAACCAUUAUCCUUAAGGGACAGGAAAUCAAUCAGAUCUACCUCAGUAUUGUCUAUCUUGAGUACAAUCUUCAACUUGAUACCUAGCAAUUCUAAAACGAGGAUAUAUGUGAUUCAACAAAUUUUAAAAGUCAUCAAGACUUCAGAUGUUGAAUUUAAUGCUAUUGAAGAUAACAUAUCGGCAAACUUGGUCAACUGGUUACAAGAGAGUAAUGCACUGGAAGAUGAAAUCAAGUCGAUUUUCUGGGACUUUAUCGAAUUGGACACUGGAUAUUCAUUGAAAUCAUUAAACUUUAUCAAAUCCUUUACUCAUAAAUUUGCCGUCUCGGAGCCUGAAUUGACCAAAUUGAUCAAGUUUGCGUUAUCUUCCAAAGUUGUUGAUGUUUCAUUCUUGGUUAACAACAAUGUCGCCUCAGCAUUGAAGAAGAAUACCAAUGACAAAUUGAUCCAACUUUUUACAAACUACGUCAAGGGAGAAAUACUCCCAACUGAAGAUAUUUCAUCCACUGACUCGUCAUUACCUGCAAAUUUCAUACAUCAAAAAUCAAGAAUCUUGAACUUGGCUAGAUUUUUCGCAAACAAAUCCUUGUCACCAGAUCACGACGAUAUUGUUUUCAAAUAUAGCGAGAUUGAAAAUGUGUCAAGCUCAAUUGAGUUGGAAGAAUUGUUGGUUGAAGCCAUCAAAGCUGGUGUAUUGGAGGGUAAGAUUAAUCAAAUUGAGGAGACUUUCUUGUUGAGUAGAGUCAACAGAUUCUUAUUGGCUGGGGAAGAAGAGGCAAAUGUUGAAAACUGGAAUCUUGUUAAAAAGUCAUUGCAACAAUGGUUAGAUUCAAUCACCAACAUCGAUGAUAUUGUUAGAACUACUAGGGAAAACAUUGUAAACAGUAGUGCUAAUUAG